This is a messenger RNA of Ctenocephalides felis (cat flea), 822 nucleotides long. Its product is annotated as histidine-rich glycoprotein-like. The transcript is spliced from 3 exons. The coding region runs from base 73 to 822 and encodes 249 amino acids. The record is from RefSeq and is a predicted model, not a curated record. NCBI's taxonomy places the organism in Eukaryota, Metazoa, Arthropoda, Insecta, Siphonaptera, Pulicidae.
UGGCAAAGGUAAAUCAGUACACUGUGACUCGACAACCGAGCACUGAUUGAAAAGUCACAAAGAAGCUUGAAAAUGAGGGGCAUACAUAUGUGGCAAUUGGUGGCAGCCACAUGCCUUUUGGCGGCCUGUCUGGCUUGGGAGUUUUCGCGCGAAUCUGGCGAUUUGGUGGUUUCCGCUUCUCAUCAUAAGUCUAGCCAUCAUGAGUCUGGUGGUGGCCAUGAAGAACAUGGUGAUCAUCACUCAUCAGGUGGUGAAAAGGGCGAUAAGGGGUACAAGAGUGAUCACCAUUUUGAUAAAGGUGAGCAUGGCAAACAUGGUAAGGAGCACGACUCUGGCUACUAUAGCGACCAUAAAGGCCAUGAACAUAAACAUCACGAUGACGAAGAUCAUUACGGUGAGCAUCACGAAGCCGCCAAGGGUCACAAAGGAGGUAAAUUCGGUGAAAAGAAAGGUCACAAAAAAGGACAGAAGACCACAGGAUAUCACCACAAGUCCCACAAGGAUGAAUAUCAUAAGGAACAUAAAUUCUACGACGAUGCCCACAAAGGUGGACACCACAGCAAACACGGCGAUUUCCACUCACAUCACUCCAAGAAAGGUGGCGACCACAAAAAGGGUGACCAUCAUGAGUCCGCUUUCAAACAGGACAAACAUGGAAAGAAAGGCCAUCAUGACAAAGGACAUCACGACGAAGAUCACAAAGGAUACAAAGGCCAACACGGACACGAGUCCCACUAUGCCCAUCAUGAAGACCAUGGUAAAAAGGGUGGCGGCUCCGGAGGAAAGGAAUACGGUUUCCAUGAAGGUGGAAAGAAGCAUUAG